AUGCUUUGUAGUAGGUUGAAAGAGGCAGUGCAAUACAUUGUAGCAGAAAAUCAAGCUGCCUUUGUCCAAGGAAGAUCAAUGGUACAUAACAUACUCGUUUGUCAUGACCUAUUGAGGCAUUACAAUAGGAAGACUACUCCAAGGUGUUUAAUGAAGAUAGACCUUAGGAAAGCUUAUGAUAUGGUGAGCUGGGAAUUUCUAGAAGAAGCUCUAGUGGGUUUUGGAUUUCCAAUCAAGUUUAUUAGGUUGAUCAUAGCUUGUGUAACAACCCCAAAGUUCACUAUCAAACUCAAUGGAGAGGGAUUUGGUUAUUUUGAAGGGAAAAGAGGUUUGAGGCAGGGAGAUCCUGUUUCACCAUUACUAUUUGUUUUAGUGAUGGAGUAUUUGUCAAGAGUUCUUAAAACAAUGAGUAUGUUGCUAGACUUUAAGUUUCAUCCUAUGUGUAAAAGCCUCAAAUUGAAUCAUCUCAUUUUUGCUGAUGAUUUAAUGAUUUUCUACAAAGGUGAAGUAAAGUCAGUAUCUAGAGUGAAAGAGGCCUUAGCACAUUUUAGUGCAACUACUGGACUUGUAGCCAAUAUGGACAAAUCUUGUUUGUUUUUGGCUGGAAUGGAUGAUGCUGAGAAGAAUCAGUUGCUGAACUUGACUGGGUUUGCUAAGGGAGAAUUCCCAAUCAGAUACCUCGGCUUGCCACUAUCAGCAAAGAAAUGGAUACAUAGUUUUUGGGGGUCUGUGUUCAUACUGCCACAAAGUAUUGUUAAAGAGGUAGACAGAUUAUGCAGAGAUUAUCUAUGGGGCAGCAAAAGUGAGAAGAGGAAAAUCCCACUUGUAUCUUGGGAGACAGUGUGUUUUCCUAAGAAACUAGGAGGCCUAAAUGUUAAGGGAUGUGGCACUUGGAAUGUAGCUUCAGUGGGGAAACUUCUGUGGCAGUUAGCUCUGAAUAAGGAGUCUCUAUGGAUGAAAUGGGUACACGGGAUAUACAUUAAAACAGAUACAAUUUGGAGGCAUAAAGCUCCACUGGACAGCAGCUGGUACUGGAGGAAAAUUAAUGCACUGAAGGACAGAAUGCAACACUGGUAUAGGCAAGGGCAAUACUUGUUAGCUGGAAAUGGGAAGUACUCUAUAUCGAGGAGUUAUCUGGAUUUAAUUGGUACUAGAACUAAGUGGGAGACUGCAGAACUUAUAUGGAAUUCGGUAUCACCUCCUAAGCAUAGAUUUAUAAUGUGGCUUGCUGUCCAACAAAGGCUGCUUACCAAAGCAAGACUAUUGCACUUACAUAUCCCUAUAGAGGAUGCAAGUUGCUGUCUAUGCCAGGAACAGGUGGUGGAAACUAGUCAGCAUCUUUUUGUUGAUUGUAUGUUUGCUACUGCUGUGCGGAAAGAAGUGAUGCAGUGGUCGAACAUAUGCAUGCCUGCUGGGGAUUUGAAGAUAAUAUUGAGAUUAAUAAAGCACAAACACUGGAAAAGAUUUAAGAAGGAUGUAGUGGCUGCUUUGUGGGGCGCAAUGAUUUACCAUAUAUGGAAAGCAAGGAAUUGGAGACAAUUUAAAGGAAGGAAUGUACAGUAUAGUGACAUAUGUGGGACCAAAAUUAUCACUAAGAAUGUAUGCCAGCAUACUCGAUUGCUUUACAUUACUGGGGCAGAGAUAUGUUUGCUCCUCAACUUGCUGCUGAUUGAAUCAGGAGGUAUUCGGGAUCUUGUUGACCAAAUUUCCAAAUUAUGCAAGACUUCUUUAUCUUAUUUGAAAGAUAUUGUGGGAAUAAAUACUCAUUUAGAGGGAGUAAAAUUCCUGCUACAGAUGGAAAUCAAGGAUGUUCGGAUUGUGGGGAUCUGGGGAAUGGGCGGAGUCAGUAAAACGACAAUAGCAAGAGCCAUUUUUAAUACUCAUUCUUAUAAAUUUGAAGCUGCUUCUUUUCUUGCGGAUAUUAAAGAAAAUGAAAAUAAAAAGAAUCAACUACAUUCUUUACAAAAUACCCUUCUCUCUGAACUGUGCAGAAGAAAAGAUGAUAACGCCAAUAAUAAGUAUGAUGGGAAGGAUAAAAUUCAUAGCAGACUUCAUUCUAUGAAGGUGAUAAUAGUGCUUGAUGACAUAGAUGAAAGAGAUCAUUUUGAGUAUUUAGCAGGUGAUGCUGGUUGGUUUGCUAAUGGUAGCAUAGUUGUUGUAACAACUAGAAAUAGAGAUCUGAUAAAAAAUGUUGAUGCAAUAUAUGAAGUGAAGCUAUUGCCUGGUCAUGAAGCUACACAAUUGUUCUAUUAG
This is a messenger RNA of Lycium barbarum (goji berry), 2253 nucleotides long. RefSeq lists its product as uncharacterized. Gene Ontology annotation, molecular function: ADP binding. The record is from RefSeq and is a predicted model, not a curated record. The transcript has 4 exons. Bases 1 to 2253 code for a protein of 750 amino acids. Lineage: Eukaryota; Viridiplantae; Streptophyta; Magnoliopsida; Solanales; Solanaceae.